Nannospalax galili (Upper Galilee mountains blind mole rat) is the source of this 4367-nucleotide messenger RNA. It is a transcript of the gene Spin1, whose product is annotated as spindlin 1. NCBI's taxonomy places the organism in Eukaryota, Metazoa, Chordata, Mammalia, Rodentia, Spalacidae. The record is from RefSeq and is a predicted model, not a curated record. Gene Ontology annotation, cellular component: nucleoplasm; cytosol. The transcript has 6 exons. Gene Ontology annotation, biological process: regulation of DNA-templated transcription; gamete generation. Bases 184 to 972 code for a protein of 262 amino acids.
GUUUGCAGCAGGUGUUCGCAGAGUGCUUGAGAGUCCACGUGUUUUUGCUGAACUUGUAAAAGAAACACCUGGAUGGUGGACUAACAAGAACACUGACCUUCUGUGGGGAGCUUCCUUCAUAUUGGAGAACACUGAAUUUUCACCCUAGUCCAGCAGCUUUGCUGCUCACGUAAAUACAGAUGAAUGAAGACCCCAUUCGGGAAGACACCUGGCCAGCGGUCCAGAGCUGAUGCAGGCCAUGCUGGAGUAUCUGCAAACAUGAUGAAGAAGAGGACAUCUCACAAAAAACAUCGGACCAGUGUGGGGCCAAGCAAGCCUGUGUCCCAGCCCCGGCGGAACAUCGUAGGCUGCAGGAUCCAGCAUGGGUGGAGAGAGGGCAACGGCCCUGUCACCCAGUGGAAGGGAACUGUCCUGGACCAGGUGCCCGUGAAUCCUUCCCUAUAUCUUAUAAAGUACGAUGGAUUUGACUGUGUUUAUGGACUAGAACUUAAUAAAGAUGAAAGAGUUUCUGCACUUGAAGUCCUCCCUGAUAGAGUUGCAACAUCUCGAAUCAGCGAUGCACACUUAGCGGACACGAUGAUUGGCAAAGCAGUGGAGCACAUGUUUGAGACAGAGGACGGCUCUAAAGAUGAGUGGAGGGGGAUGGUCUUGGCUCGGGCACCUGUCAUGAACACGUGGUUUUACAUCACCUAUGAAAAAGACCCUGUCUUGUACAUGUACCAGCUCCUAGAUGAUUACAAAGAGGGCGACCUCCGCAUCAUGCCCGAUUCCAAUGAUUCGCCUCCAGCAGAAAGGGAGCCAGGAGAAGUUGUGGACAGCCUGGUAGGCAAGCAAGUGGAAUAUGCCAAAGAAGAUGGCUCCAAAAGGACUGGCAUGGUCAUCCACCAAGUAGAGGCCAAACCCUCCGUCUAUUUCAUCAAGUUUGAUGACGAUUUCCAUAUUUAUGUCUACGAUUUGGUGAAAACAUCCUAGAUGUCAUCACGAACUUUGCCAAAUUUGUGGAACUAUUAAAUGUAUAAUUUGUAGACAUAAAGACUUGAUUGCUUUCCAGUUUAAUGAAAGCUUAGAUGUCCCUGCGAACCCACAAUCUCCACCAGCAGAGCUGGUGUUGUUCUGACUAGUGCAGAUUGAUUCGAACACAAGGCAUCUGUGAGGGGAUCAUCUCUCUUCAGAGCAUCUGUAUGAGGGGAAUCUUCCCUCUUACAAGAAGACUGUCUGUUGGGGUUACAGGCAAGGUGGUAAAAGUUAAGCUAGUAUCAUAGUCAUUUAAAUCUGAAUAGGUCGUAACCAUUUUCUCCUUUGCUCUUAACACUGUCUUAUUCUGCUGCCACAAUGCAAGCAUAGUUUGUUAUUUUUGUUACUGCCUUUUUUUGAGAGAUUAUGUAUCUAUAGCUACCUGUCUAGAUCUGCACCUGUGUGCCUAUAUUACACACACACACACGCACACACACAGGCGCACACACACACACACACACACAGGCACACACUCACCACUGGCAGUCCUUUCCUCAUGGAUUGAUGUGGGGGUGAUACAGUUUUCUCCAGUUCAACAGGAGUGCUUAACUCAAGUCAGUCGUAUUUAUGAUAUGCCUGCUCUUUGUUUAAAAUUAAAUUGGGGCAUAGGACGCACACAGGGGCAUUUAGAUUGUUUUGCAAAUCAGAAUUUCAGAGUAUCAUUUCUUUUGGAGGCUUUUAACCAUAAGUCCAAAUGUAAAUUAGUUGUAAACAGUUAAUGACCCACAGUAGAAUUUAGUAAAUUGUUGUGAAAUCUGGGUAAAAGGCUGCCUUCAAUUCUAAGCUUUGUAAUCAUUUUUGUUGUUGUUGUUGUUUACACUUCAAUCAUAAAUACUUUUUAAGUAAAAGCCAGGUCCUUGGUUCACAUGGUACCAUGAAGGUGUGCUUUAGAUGGCACAUCUGGUCUAUUUGUACACAUCAGUUAUCAAAAUAUUAGUACAUGGGUUUAAAAGGCAACAGUAUAUCAGUGGUUUGUGUGUGUGGUAAAUUCCUGGAAGAACAGUGCGUUUGUAAUUCGAAAUGGAAGUUUUAAAAAUGGCAUUGUUGCCUUCUAACAAGUUCUCUGGGACUUUUUAAUUUUUAUUACUAUUAUUGUUGACAUAUGAUUAUGAUCAGAAGGCCUCAUCUCCCUGCCCCUUCCCCCUGGCUUUCCUUUUUCCCCCCCACAGAGAAUGUUGGACAAACACCAGCCUCCUGUCUUGACUGGUUGUGGAGGUGUCUCUGUUCUUGCUCUGGGUGUGCUGUUGAUGCAGGUUCAUUCCCUCUGUGGCCCAGGCUUUGCAUGUCAGUAAUGUGUUACUGUAGAAGGCUCAGGCAUCCUUGUUGGCUUGUGGGUAUAAUAGCAACUCUUCACCACAGGGCCCUUUCAUGGCUUAUUCCUGCAGGGUUGUUUGUAACUGAAGUAGAACUGAAAAUGUGGUUGGUUGACCAGCCAACUGGCCACUCUCACUAGUGGUUUGACAGCUAGAGAAAGGCCAUAUGUGAAAACCAGUCUUUUGUAGAGAUUGGAACUCUUACCUGUGGCUUGAGCAGACCCCACAUAGGCAUGCUAUCAGACAAACACCAGAGGUUUAGAGUUCAGGUCUGCCUACUUCUGUUGGGGCUCUUCCCGAUAUAAGAGAUCAUUCCCUGGUGUUAAGGCCUCUCAGUGCAUGGUCUGCUGGAUACCCAUUUUAGCCUUCACAGAGGCUGAUGCCUUAUGCUUCUGGAUGGUCAUGGUUCUCAUCAUGUGAAAACAGUACCUCAGUUCUCUGUCCCUGGCUGCAGUCACCCUUUGCAUUUCCCAUGUGCUCCCAGGGACAAGCUUCUCAAAGCAGUGUGAUAGACCCUAGUCUUUGGUGCUUCUAGUACAUGUGACCAGGUGUCGUCCUGCAGGUCUGCUGUGUGUCUUCCUGCAUGUAAAUCUCAGUGUAGAGCCUGGUUCCUGCAGCCCAUGCUGACAUUUGUGGCACAAAUAAGUGAGUGUGUCUGGCAUGUACUGACAGUGCAGAACAUGGCAUGAUGACUUCAGGCUGGAAAGGAAGUUCCUUUUGAAGUGUUCCUUUUGAGGGUUAGGUAAGUUGAAAUAUUUCUGCCCUUAUUAAAUGACUUGCAUUGUGGAUUUCUGCAAGCACCUAUGGUGACUUUGGUGCACUCAUGAUCUCCUGGUGUAGAGGACUGCAACAUCAUGAUGAUGGCCUGGAUCACUGUUCCAUUUAUUACCCUGAGGGCUGGGGAAGGGGAAGAGUUUUUUGGUUGUUUUUCCAUUUUCCCCUCAUUCUUUCUUUUGGUGGCUUCCACCAUGGUUAAUGGUGACUGACUCUGCUCCUGAGCCCUGCUACCUUGGGCUUCCUUCAGGCUCAUGGUCAGAUCUGCAUGCGUUGCUUGCAUUGUUCUGGUAUCUGAAUGUUGGUUCCUUGUUUAGGAGUUUAACAUUAAUUUCCAAAAUUAUCAUGGGGCUUGUGGCAACACAAGGCGUGAAUCUGUGUAUAAAAUUUAUUGGCCUUCCUCACUUACCUGCUCUAGUAUCGUAUCGUGUGUGCGUGCGUGUGUGACGUCAGGCUGCCACGUAAACUUCAGAGAAGAACCUUAAAAAGCAGACCAUCCUUUUUUGCAUGCUCUAAGUAGAAUGUUCAAUGUAACUAACUAAAUUGCAUGUUAAAGAGACUUAGGUUUUUUCUUUCUUUCCUUUGAUUUGCUUUCAGUUCCCUGUAUAUUUGCUUACUGUGCUGUUCUAGUGGUUGUAGGAUAACGAUGCACUGGUGAAGCAAACGUAGCGCCGAUGAAGGUGAUUCCAGUUGUAUAUGUCACGCAGCAUCCGAAGGGACUGUGCACGCUCUAAAAGUCACAGUUGCUUCUAAGCCAGAUUUCAUUUUUGUUCUUGUUUUAUGUGCCAAACCCCAAAGUGCAUUGGGCUUGAAUCUCUGAACACUGUAGACCCAUUAGAAAGAAGACUGUUCUGAUUGUCACAAAUUGUAGUGCCUGAAAACACUUACGCUGAUUGUCUAUGAAGUGAAAAUCCUCCCAAGACAAACAGGAACAGUUGUGGAGAUGCAGUGACCGUGGAGGAUAUCUGUUCCUUGGGAUGCUGCGCUCUUUGUACUCCAUCCAUUGUUGGUGCAGUUUGAAUGAGCGAGUGGAGUUCAGAGGUCUUUGUGCUCACGUUUAAAACUAGGUAAACGACCUCAUUUUUUGAGCUUGAAUUCAUUUUUAAUUUUAAUUUUAUUUUAUACAGUGUGUAGACAGUUCCCUGUUCUCUGCAUUUAGAAGUAUACACAGUAUAAAUCUGUUAAUUCUGUAAGUAAUUUUUAUAAUUAUGAUGUAACUCUAUCCUUCCUUAAAACAUUCAAAAUAAACCCUUUAUGUGCAACUUC